This is a messenger RNA of Peromyscus maniculatus bairdii (prairie deer mouse), 3293 nucleotides long. It is a transcript of the gene Spidr, whose product is annotated as scaffold protein involved in DNA repair. Lineage: Eukaryota; Metazoa; Chordata; Mammalia; Rodentia; Cricetidae. Gene Ontology annotation, cellular component: nucleoplasm; nuclear chromosome. The record is from RefSeq and is a predicted model, not a curated record. Gene Ontology annotation, biological process: double-strand break repair via homologous recombination; regulation of establishment of protein localization to chromosome.
GAUUCCGGAAGGGGCGGCGAGUGCGAGGGGAGGGCCGUGCGUGUGGGAGAUGUCCGGAAGCGGCCGCGCUGGCGCGUCCAAGAGGAAAAGGAAUUGGCGUGUAGAGCACCCAUCCUUUCUAGAAGAGAGGCCACAGCAGUGGAGAAGAGCAAAUUUGAAGACAGUGGAAGCAGCUGCCUCUCUCUCUAAAGCAUGGCUCAAGUGUGGAGAAGGAUUUCAGGACACUUCUGAGACCCUGUCAUUAGCAAGUGAAAAGACAGCUAUCACUGGAAAGUCCCUGGAAUUAUUUCCAAGUCCAAAGAAAGCAGAAACAGCAGGUGAGAGUCCUAGUGAGGUGGCAGAUAUCACAUGGAGUUCAAGUGGAAGUGAUUUCUCAGACGAAGAUAAGACCCUCCCUCAAUUACAGAGAGAUGGACGUGGCUAUGUAGCAGACAGGUUUUGUAGCAGGAUAAUUUCAUGUCCAGAAGAUGGAGCCACUGAAGAUGAAUUACAGUUGAUUGACUGGGAGGUCAACAGUGACAUGGAAGGUCCUGGAGGGCCCAGUGAAUGUGACGAUGGUGAGGGGGCCGUGGACAUCUCGGAUUGUGCUUCUUGUGCAAGUGGUCAUUCUUUGACAAACGAUGACAGGCUUUGUGAGCCCCCUGAGCCAAUUUCUACAGAAAUUGUGGAGUAUUCAUCAGAUAGUGACAAAGAAGAUGACCCAGAGAAUGCCCUCUUCAUUGAUUCAGAAUCCCCUCACAAAUACCAGAUGGAUUUUAAAUCAGAUGCAAGACAGUCUUUGAACAGACAGACUGACUCAGGGGCAAAUGCAACUGAGCCUGUAUUGAGCACACCCCAGAAAUAUACAGCCAGGUUUCCCAAGACUCCAGAAAAUUCGGCAACAAAGAAGAAGCUCUUAAGAGGCGGACUAGCAGAAAGACUAAAAGAACUGCAGAAUCGAGAGAGAUCUGCCAUUUCUUUGUGGAGACAUCGAUGUGUUUCUUACCAAAUGACACCUAUAGGCAGAAAAUCUGGUGUAUUAACUGUGAAGAUUCUAGAGCUACAUGAGGAAUGCACCAUGCAAGUUGCAGUGUGUGAGCAGCUGGCAGGGCCACCAGCCAGCCCUCCCAGGGGAAGAGCUCCUGGACUCGGGGCCUGCCUGAAGGUUCUCUUUACCAGAGAGACUGCAGACCACCUGAGGGGGCAUCCCCAGGACAUCAUUUACAUCUUCCCUCCUUGGCAGAAACUUCUUAUCCCAAACGGAACUUGCUCUAUUAUUCUGAAUACUUAUUUUUGUCAGAAGGCUAUUGCAAAAGAAACAAUGCAUGAAGUAUACUGUCAGGACACAUCUCAUCCAAGAAGAAAUAUAACUUUGGCUCAGAUGUUUAGAAUUGAAGACAUAACAAGUAGUUCAUCCAGAAGUCAGAUUACAUGUAGUGGCCUGGCCACCACUGGCACAGCCUGGACCCACAGCCAUGACAAGACAGAGCAACAUCUUGCAGUUUGUGCUCCCCUGAGGGAUUCUCUUCUGGACAUUGUGGAAAGCCAAAGAGCAGGCCCAUGGUCUGGAGUUGGGGUCCGAGUAGUAGUGCAGAGGGUUUAUUCCCUUCUUAGCGGAGAUGGUGCCAGGAGCCAACAAGGGCACACAGUGGUGCAUGAAGAUUCACCUGGAGCAUGGUCCUGCCUUCUAGUGCAGGAUGCCUGCGGGAUGUUCGGUGAAGUAUACUUGGAUGGCACCCUCUGGAAGAACAUGGAGUUAGAAGGAAGGUCCUGCCGCAUGGCAGGAAUGAAGGUUCUACAGAAGGCCACAAGAGGAAGGACGCCAGGGCUCUUCAGUUUAAUUGACACCAUGUGGCCCCCAGCGAUGCCUCUGGCCGAGCCUUCCUGUGGUGAGCCCAGUGAAGAGAUGAAGACUUGCCUGCCUCCUCCUACCUUCUGUUAUAUCUUCUCUGUGCAUCCGAGCCUGGGACACGUCGAUACAAUUGAAGGGGACCCCAUUUCUGAGCUCUAUCGGCCUCCAGUUGUCCACUGCUUACGAGAAAUCCUCCAGACUGAUGGGCAUGGCACACGCUGUAGCUUCUAUGGCAGAGUGAUUUAUCAAAGACCACAGCUAAAGAAUCUUUUGGCACAAAAGGAAAUAUGGCUGCUGGUGACUGAUGUCACCCUACAAAUACAGGAUGAAAGGGACCACUGCCUUCCCAAAACCCUGCCGGUCUAUGUAACCCCCUCAUGUGUGCUGGGCCCAGAAGUUCUAGAAGGACUCACCAUGGCUGUGCCUCAUAACAUACUCUUCAGGGAUGCUCUCCGAGACAAGGGUCAGAUUGUUUGUGUUGAGCGGACAGUCCUCCUACCCCAAAAAUCCCUCUUGUAUGUGCCUUCUGAAGCUAGUUCCUGUGACCUGCCUGGCCCAGUGAUACUGGAUGAACUGGGCUCCCUCACGCCUGUCAACUCCAUUUGCAGUGUGCAAGGUGCUGUGGUUGAUAUAGAUGAGAGCACUGCUUUCUCGUGGCCUGUGUGUGACCGGUGUGGCAAUGGGAGAUUGGAACAGAAGCCAGAAGAUGGAGGCUCCUUCUCCUGUGGGGACUGUUCACAACUGGUUGUGUCCCCUCUUCAAAAGAGGCAACUGCACGUCUUUCUGGACUGUCCCACGAGACCCAAGAGUACUGUGAAGGUCAAGCUGCUGGAGAGCAGUAUUUCUUCACUGCUGGUGUCUGCUGCCUCCAAGGAUGGGAGUUAUGAAGUGAAGAAUGUCCUUGGGAAGGAGAUGGGGCCUUUACUCUGCUUUGUCCAGUCUGCCACUCCACAGCAGGCCAGCUGCGUCACACUGGAGGAAAUUGAACUUCUAGGUGCAGGAGGCAGCAGCCAUCCUUCUUCCUGACAUCUGGGAACUUGGCACUGAGGGUGGAGGUUUGAUUUGGGGAGCUGUGUUAACUCCACAGAGUAUUUUUAUGGUUUUAAAUUUAAUGGUCCCCCCCCCUGGUAAUACAAUUAAUACGAUGGUUUUGUAAGUUAAAAAUCAAAAUACCUUUAUUAUAUCUUUUUUAAUUACCUUCCUGUAAGUUUGAGGACAUGUUUCUAAAGCUUGAAUAUCCCUGUGGUCUUCAUUUUGCAUUACUUAGGCAAUAUUAUUGAUUUAUUAGGAAAUGUUUAUUGUUGUAGUUUUAAAUAAAGUAUUUAAGACUUUACCAAUAUUUGUACAUUUUUUUUCUUUGUGGUAUUUAAUGUUUCCUGAAAGACUAUUCUGUAAAGCUUCAACCAGUAUCUCAUAUUGAGAUGUUGCUGCUCUGCUCUAAUAAAUAAAUAUCCAACCCAGA